GAGUAAUUUCUCAUAAUUUUACUCCUCCUGUCAGUAUGAUGUCGUUUGCAAAUCUUAUAGUUGAGCAACAGAAUACUAAUUAAUUUGGUUUCGAAUCAAAUCAUUUUUCUACAGGUACUACUAAUUAUGCUGCUGCUGGAUUUACUUCAGUUAUGACAGUAUAUACUGGAUCUACUGUUUUGGUAUGACAGGAAAUACUAGAGUUGCUCCAGCUAUGCUAGUAAACACAGGACCUCCUCCAACUAUGCCAGUAAUUACUGGACCUCCUCCAGUUAUGCCAGUAAUUAAUGCACCUCCUCCAGUCAUGCCAGUAAUUACUGCACCUCCACCAGUCAUGCCAGUAAUUACUGCACCUCCACCAGUCAUGCCAGUAAUUACUGCACCUCCACCAGUCAUGCCAGUAAUUACUGCACCUCCACCAGUCAUGCCAUUAAUUACUGCACCUCCUCCAGUUAUGCCCGUAAAUACUGGAUCUAUUCCAUUUUGGUCAUCAAAUAUUGUAUGUCCUUCAAGUAUGCCAGUAAAUCCUGGAUUUACUCCAGCUUCAACAAUGUAUACUAGCCCUGUUCCAUUUUCAACUGUAAAUACUGGACCUCAUCCAAAUAUGACAGUAAAUACUCAAAUUGCUCCAUCUUCAACAAUGUAUACUAGCCCUGUUCCAUUUUCAACUGUAAAUACUGGACCUCAUCCAAAUAUGACAGUAAAUACUCAACUUGCUCCAUCUUCAACAAUGUAUACUAGCCCUGUUCCAUUUUCAACUGUAAAUACUGGACCUCAUCCAAAUAUGACAAUAAAUACUCAACUUGCUCCAUCUUCAACAAUGUAUACUGAACAUCUUACAGCUGUGCCAGCAGAUACUAUACCUACUAUAGCUUCAACAAUAAAUAAUAGGCCUGAUCCAUUUUCUAUAGCAAAUACUGGAUUUGCUUUUGAUUCUUCACUUGCUACAACAGUAAACACUUCAGUUUUGGAAUCAAGAUCAACUGGAACUAAAUCACACUCCCUCCCUCAGAACAAUGGAAUUGCUGAUGUUGUAGACUCAAUUAAUGAGCAUUUGCAAGGAAUUGAUUUGAGUGAACUGAAAAAGUUUCAGUAUUCGGAUCUUGCCGAGAAAACUGGAAAUUUUUGUGACUUAUGGGUAGAAGAAGGUGGUUAUAAAAUAGGUGAAGGUGGUUUUGGAUCGGUUUUUCGAGCAGAUAUUUCUGUUGCUGUAAAAUUGCUAAAAGAACCUGUUGAUAAGCAGUUUUUUACUGAAUUGAGCAUUUUAACUAGGUGCAAGCAUGAGAACUUAUUACGUCUUUUAGGAUUUUCAGAUGAUGGGUCUAACUGCUGUUUAGUUUAUGAAUAUAUGCCCAAUGGAUCAUUGGAAGAUAGAUUAGCAUGUUCUGGAGGCUCGCUGCCCUUACCUUCUCUAACACGCCUGCAUAUUGCAUAUUUUUCUGCAGUUGGUCUUAAUUAUUUGCAUAAUUUCAGUAAACCACCACUGGUUCAUCGAGAUGUAAAAAGUGCCAAUAUUCUAUUGGACGAGAAUUUUAUUCCUAAGAUAGGAGAUUUUGGCCUUGUUCGAAUAGGAGGUAACAGUUCAGCUUCAACUAUGGCCAUUACCAAACAUUGUUGUGGAACAGAAGUAUAUAUGGCCAGAGAAGCACGUUAUGGCGAUGUUUCAGUUAAAUUAGACACAUUUAGUUUUGGAGUGGUUUUACUAGAAAUAUUGACUGGUCUUCCUCCGUAUGAUAUCAGAAGGGAAGAUAGAGAUUUAGUAACUCAUAUGGAAGACUGUGAAGAUAUAUUGACAAUGCUUGAUCAAAAAGUUCUAUGGAAUGAAGGACAGGCCAUAGAUAUGUAUAAAAUCGCCAAUCAAUGUUUGAUAUACAAAAAGAAACAGAGACCUACUAUAGGAGAAAUAUUACCGGAUUUGGAAUCAUUGCUGAAUGAAUUUGAUUUCUAAUUGCUAUAUUAAAUGUCUAAUGUAAGCAAUCGCACAAAAAAUUUAAUUUUUUAGAAAUGUUUAAAAAUCCAUAUUGUAUAAUUUUUGAUGUUUCUGUUGUUUAUAAAUCUUAGAACAAAAUUGUGUAAAUAUUGAACUUUGUAAAUAAGUUGAUGCUUUAAUAUUUAGAGUUUUAUUAUAAUAUAAAAUUUUAAUUUAUUUAAGAAUGUCCGGUGAAUUUAUUUAUAUUUAAUACAUUUAUUUUAUAUAUUUAUAAAUGAACGUUUGUGAAGAAAGAAAUAUACUUACUAAAAACGUAUAGUUUUAAAGUUUUAUAAUUUUUGAGAGUAAUUAUUAUUAAGAUUAAAGGAAUGCUAAAAUAUAUAUGAAGUAUAAAACUAUAUUAUGAAGGGCCAGAUUGGUAUAAUGUGUUAUAAGUAUCCAGAUUUCAAUACCAGAAAAACAAUUGGAAGAGAAACAAAUUUUCAUCUGCUAAUUCCAAGCUAUGGGUUAAGCUUAGAAUCAAAAAAAUUAAUUAGGAAAGCCACAAACUAAUUGGAAAUUAUCCAAUAAUUCAAGGUUUCGUUUUAAUUUGAUGCUUUAAGUAAAUUCAAUAAGAUCUAUUUAAAUUCUUGUAUACAACAAAUUUUAACUACUCAUGGUUGUUUCUCGACGUAUGGAAGUCGCUUCUGUGGAAAAUCGCCAGAUUUUGACUGCUUUACUAAUGAAGGAAGUGUCAGCUUUUAUAUUUAUUAUCUUCCAAAUACUAAAAUGGGAAAAAAUUCUUUCUAGAUUGUUAUAGAAUUGUGGGAAUUUUUGAAUUGGUACAGUAUAAGAUUGGAAAAAUAGUGAUAAAAACAUUAUAUGAAAUAUUUUAGAAUUUUUUUUUUUUUUUUUUUGCAUAACAAUUAGUUAACAUAUUAAGAUUUUGAACCAUAUUUUUUUUAUUGCUAAAUGUAUCACAUUAAUCUUAUAUAUAUUAUUAUUAAUAAUAAAAAGAAUUUUUUUUAUUUAUGCCAUUAUCUUUAUUGUAUGAUCCAUUAUAUAUUUACUUAUUUUUUUAUGUUAUCAUUACUUUAAAUCUUAUGUUUGUUAUUUUGUAUUUUAUAUUAUUGAUAUCUUGUACUCUUUUAAACUUUACUGUUAUUUUUUUAAGUUUUAUAUAUUUUAUAUUUUCUAAAUUCUGCUAUAAUUGCAGAUUUCAUUAAUUUUUAUUCUUACAUGUUAAUUUUUUCUGUUUUAUUGAUACUGAUAUUAUCAGUUUGAAAGUCUCUGCCAUAUCUGCCUCUCUUGUUUUUGUCUGUGUGGGCCUUUGUUCAUUUUUUGUAAAUAUCGAUCUACAUAUCUACUGUGGAUUGACCGGGUUUCUUUAUCUUAGAUAUGUUUGAGAACAAACACUAGUCAUAAUGCUGUGAGUUUAUAAAUUAAUUAAUUAAAUGUACAUGAAAAACUAAGAAUAUUAAAUACCUGCAUUUAACUCAUUUGUAUUGUACAUACUUUUAUAAUAAGCUUCAAAUUUUAUAUAUUUUUUAAAACUGAAUUAAUAUAUUAGGUAUUGAUAUUAUUUGAUAAAUAAUGUGAUUAAAACUGAUUUGGCAAUGACGAAAUUUAUAUAUAUAUUUUUUACUUUGUUUACUAUCCAGUUCAGUGUUAGAAUUAAUAAAAGAGCUAUACUCACUUAUUUAUCAGAGGAAUUUUAAAAUGCUGGUAUGUAAUUGAAAUAAAAUUAAAAAAUUUUCAUAACGAGCUAUUUUAAUAUUCUACAAAGGUGAAAUCAGCAUUUGAUUUUUUAAAAAAAAAUUAAGGCAUGUCAUGUAUUUCAUGAAUUAGCCAUUUAACUAAGUUAGAUAUAGCAAGACCUAGCCGUACCAUGUAACUUUUUUCUGCAGUUUUUGCUAAUUUUUAGAAAAAUUAUGAAAUAUUUGGCCAUUUGUUUGCAUAAAUGAACAUAGAAAAAAAAUGUAUAAUUUUUUACCCAAAACAAAGUAGCAGAUGCUUAAGGGUUCAUUCAAAAAUGAAGGAUCUUGAUUUUGAGCUAUAUUUCUUUUAAUUAAGGCUUUUCUAUAUUCAUAUCAGUGUCUGCAUGUGACCUCUUACAUAAUACUAUUUUCCUCAGUUAUGAUACGAUAACAUAUAUUACCUUAGUGAGAAAAGAAUGCAAGGAGGGUGCUGCACAGAGGACAUAUUUACUCAAUAUCGCCCCAUCCAUUAUCUUUCUGCUUUCUGAGUCUCCUUGGUUUGCUAACCUCAAGUGUGCUGUCUAUCUGUACGUUAAGAAAUAAUACUAAGCUAUAUUUUAUAACUACCGAACUAAGCAAUUCUGGAUUCCUGGCAUAUUACUAAAAAACGUCUUAGCAUUUAAAAUUAUAUAAGAAAAAAAUGAUAAACUAUAGAGUUAAAAAAAAAAAAAAGCAAGUUUGUGUUUAAGAAAAGUAUAUGUUCACAUGAACAGAUUCGAUUCAAAAUUCGAUAUCGAUCAAACAUUAUUCCAAAAAUUUUUUAUAUUCUAUCCUCAGAGACUUGUAGAGAUUACCAUAAUUUUGUAAAAGAUCCAUUUUAAGAGGUUUAAUUUUGUAUCCUUUUGAAUUGUCUGCAAUGAAAAACUAUUUUAUACAUUUAAAAUGAUUCUAUUGGGUGAUAUUUAUAAAAUGCUUGAAACAAUCAAAAGCGAAUUAAGUUAUUUUUGUAUAUAUUGCAUUGGAUUUUUAGAAUUUUAUGGAACUGUUUAGAUGUAUCAUGCAUUUUUAAAUGGCCGAAUUUGUAUUUUUAUACUCUUUGUUUCAUUUUUCAAAAUUUUAUUGUAUGUUCAUUGUAAUAUAAAUAUUGUAACAUCAAAAUCAAUUUCAUAUAAAUACUUUCCCAAUAUUUAAUAUACCUUUUUCUGAAAAAUGUCACUCUGGAUUUCUGUUUUGCUUAUUCUUUAGAAUAGAAUGUUCUUUUAUUAUGAGUGCUAGUGAUAAUUGCUCUGCUAAAAUGUAACAUUUUUACAAAAAAAGGAAUAAACACUAUUUGUU
Molecule: messenger RNA, 4941 nt
Organism: Argiope bruennichi
Lineage: Eukaryota; Metazoa; Arthropoda; Arachnida; Araneae; Araneidae
Product: interleukin-1 receptor-associated kinase 4-like
Exons: 8
Coding region: 185-1948 (587 amino acids)
Biological process (GO): protein phosphorylation
Cellular component (GO): plasma membrane
Molecular function (GO): ATP binding; protein kinase activity
Source: RefSeq, a predicted model, not a curated record